Molecule: messenger RNA, 1968 nt
Organism: Styela clava
Lineage: Eukaryota; Metazoa; Chordata; Ascidiacea; Stolidobranchia; Styelidae
Source: RefSeq, a predicted model, not a curated record
GUAUUCUGGUAUUGCAGCAUAUAUAUAGUAUAUGGCAACUUUAACUGUUCAAGAUAAUCUUCAACAAUUUUCAACUCCUGGAAACUUGGAAGAUGUUGUUUUUAAAAGCAUUGAAUUUGUUCAAAAAACUUUGUCUGAAAACCGAAACUUAGUUUUGAUUACUGCUGGAGGCACAUCGGUUCCAUUGGAGCAAAAUACAGUGCGAUGUAUAGAGAAUUUUAGUACUGGACGCAGAGGAGCAAUUUCAGCGGAAAAUUUUUUGCUUGCAGAUUACAAUGUUAUAUAUCUUCACAGAAAUGGAUCUUCCUUUCCUUUUGAAAGAAAAUUUGUUGAUUAUUUAGAUGAAAAAAGUAAAAGAUUGAUGGAUAUAUUCACAAUUGCUAAUGAUUGUGUCAAUAUAGCAGAAAAUUUUCCUAAAGAUUUGAAAGACUCCCUGAAACAUUAUGAAUUGCUGAAAAAUAAUAUACUUACAAUUAAAUAUACAAGCCUUUCAGAAUAUAUGCAUUAUACGCAUGCAAUUUGUAAUGCAUUAAAGCCCAUCGAAAAAAGAGCAAUGAUUUAUCUUGCUGCUGCUGUGUCAGAUUUUUUCGUUUCUAAUAGUGAUACUCAAGUUCACAAAAUACAAUCUUCAGAUAAGUUGAUUAAUCUGAAAUUGAGCCCCGUCCCGAAGAUGCUUGGAAAAUUGGUUGAAUCCUGGGCUCCAGAUGCUUAUGUUGUUACUUUUAAACUGGAGACUGAUCCAGAAAUACUGGAUCAUAAAGCGAAAUCGGCUCUCAUAAAAUAUCGCCAUGAAGCUGUUGUAGCAAAUACAUUGCAUGAUCGUUAUAACACUGUCAAAAUACUAACAGAAUUAGAAAAUAUUGUCAUUCGGUUAUCAGAAGAGGAAACUCAUGCAAAAGUUAAUAUUGAACAGAAAAUUGUGGAAAAGCUUAUAAAAUUUCAUGUGAAUCAUAUGACCUCAAUUUGAUAUGUACAUAUAAUAUUAUUUCAUCUUUGUGACCAGUGGAGAUAUCAUAAUAAGUAUAUAUUUAUUCCAUACCGAGGGCCUUGAGCCAAAAGGAUGAUUAUUGAACAUUGUAUCAAAUUAAGAUUGAAUUCUGGCUUAAAUUGCACCCAUUGUUUUGAAAUAGUUUUGAAUGAAAAUUUUGACAUUUGACCAUUUUUGACUUGAAACUCUCGGAACAUAACUAGCCUCAAUACCUGAAUUUAUAUUUCCACUGUUAAAAAAUUUUAAAAUGUAGAUUAUUUAUCAUCUAUGUAAUUUUUUUCAUUCUUGACUAUUAAACUAAAUGGAAUUGCUAACACAAUUAUCUGAAUCGAAUAUAUUUUGCAGAUUUCUUAUACUAAUUGAUAUUCGGAUCUUUGACUUGUAAUACUGUGAUUUAUAUUGGUGAUUAUUAGAGAGUGAUUUGGAUACAAUAAAAUUGCACUUUUGUCCUGAGAAUAAGAAAAGCUAUAAAAAACCUAUUGUGGUGCUCUGACUCUCAAAUUGGUUGUCAGCGCUUUUCAAUAAUUUCUAUAAUAGUUUGCCAUAAUCUAUGGUAUAUUAACCUAAGAUAAUUUUGCAUAAUAAAAUGAAAGACUGCCACUUGUAACACCUAUAUCUUGUUUAAUGGGCUUAGCAAAUAUUAUUAAUAAUACAUAUAACUCGUGGGAUGACAAAAAUAUUUAUUGAUCUUAAAAAGAUUCAAAAGGUUUUUAUGUUUUUUUUUUGCAUAUUUUUUUUGUUUUUUCGUUAUUGGUGUUUACAUUAUUUUUUAAAAAUUGCUUUUCGAACAAAUCAGUUUUGGCUGUAUUCACAUGUUUAUAAAAAUAGUACUUCUGUUCCAACUACAGGAGCUGAAUAAAUCAAAGUAAUGAAAGUUGAUAUGAUCUUUUACAAUUAGCCUAUAAUCAUUGAUUGUCUGUAAGUUUUGAACAAAUCAUAUAAAUAUUUUGUAAUUAUUUAUUGUUGUUAAUAAUUUUCAG